UAUUUUUUAGCCGCAACAUACGAAAAUGUCAAAACACAUAGAAUUAAGAGCAAACAAAUCAUUGAUUGAUGAUGAUUUCGAAAAAUAUCAGUUAACUCUAGAUAAAACUCCUACAAACUGUUUGCCAUUAGUAAAUGGAGUGAAUCAAAUAAUUAUAUCUGAAAAACAGUAUUCCUAUCAACAUUUUUUAGCUUUUGCCCACCACAAUUACUUAUUUAGUGAUAUAUGGGUAAGCGGAAGUGUGUAUUGGAUAAAUAAAAAUAAUCAAAUUGAAGGAAUACAAUAUGACCAGAACAAUUUAAAGGAUGCUAAGAGUCAUGUGUAUUUUGAUAUUCCAAAGAAUAAUUAUAAUGAAUCAAGUAAACUAGGUGGAACCUUAAGUUUUCCCUCACUCUCUUAUAUAUUGUGUUCAGAUGGUCAUGGAAUCAUGUAUAUGUUAUAUACAGGAGAUAGAACAUAUAAGAAAUCUUGGAAACUGAUACAAACUUAUAAAACAUUUUCUCAUGGAGAUGACAUAUUAAUCAAAGGUAGAAAAAGAAAAAUUAUAACUGAUUAUCAACCAUCAAUUUUGCUAGAUUCAUUAUAUAGACAUGAGAUUGUGACUGAUUAUAAACAAUUAUCAGCUGGUCAUCUUGCCGACCAUAAUUUCCUAGAAUGUAUCUCUUUUUGUGUUGAAGAAAGAUUUUUGCAUGCGCCAGAUGAUGCAUUAGAGACUAGUAACGAUAUCAACCCAUCUACCAAAAAGAUGCAAUACGAUAAUUCCGAAAAAGGCGGACCUUUGCCUACUAUCAAAUUUGUCAAGCAAACGCAAUCUAAUGACCGAUUUGACGAUAAUAUCAUCAAUACUGAAACCGAAAUCAUCAGAACAGAUGAGGUCCCAGAGGAAGAAGAUUCUUUAGAUGCACAAAAUAAUGUGAAAGACCCUGAAUUAAAUCAGCACGGCUUUGAAGAGGAAAUCACUAGAACUCAAGACAAUGUAGCUAAAAACAUUAGAAACUCCCAAACUCAUUUCGUAACUUUGAUUGAAUGGGAUACUUUUAUAGAAACAAGUGAACACGUAUUUGAAUUAUUUCGCCAGCGAAUUCUCGAAAGUCCUUGUCACGUCAAUCACGCUGCUAUCGAGAGAAACGGUUUGGCUUUACAUAUUUUGUCUGACAUGCCGUUCAAAUUUAUCUUCGAUUCCGCCAAACGCGGUCCAUCGGAAAAAAUUGUUUUGACAGAUACCAAAAAACCAGUGUAUUAUUGGAGCCAAACGUCCGAAGGUGAUCUCGUGAUUAAAUUAAUUGUUCCUGAAUCUGUAACGGAAUCCGAAAUCGAUGUUACUAUCAAUUCCGAUAGUAUCAAAUUAUGCCUCAUGGAUGAAAGUUCUAAUAAAACUAUCCUUCUGGAGGGCGAAUUCGUUAACAUAAAAGUUGCACCCGAAAAGUCUACCUGGGUAUUGGUCAACGAUAAAAGGGAGGCUAGUGAAGUUGCCAUAACUAAAACAUCUGAUGAAAGUAAGGUCAAAAAUAAUUACUUGGUAAUUACAAUGCCCGCUGACUUAUCCGAUCAAAUACAUUCUUGGCCGAAUCCGCCUAUUAGGUCCUCACUAUUCGAGGCGCAAAUGGAUCCUGAGUAUAGUAAACAAGUUUUGGAAGAUAUAGAUUGUCGUCAGUUGGAACAAAAUUGCGGAAGCAUUUUAGAAUCUAAUUCUGCUCCCGCCAUUCAAAUCCUAACAGAGGAAAAUAACGUGCCCUUAAGUCAGCCUUACAAUGCACAAGAGCUCGAAGAAUGUGAUUCCUAUCCUUCAGACACUAGCCUCAUAGCUAGAUACGAUGGAUCAAGCCAUGCUAUAACUCAUCAAGCAAGCCUGAGUAGCAACAAAUUUCUUUUCACUCUCCAGUCUCAGAUCGCAGGCCAAUGCCCAGCUUUCGCCUUAAGACAUGACGUGCAUGCCACCUUUUGGGACAUUCACUCGAUGUCAGUUAAACACCCACAAGAUUACGUUCCUUAUAUCAACACCUCGUCAUUCGAAGCCCUCGGGUACGUCAUUGCUUCAAAAGAAUCCCGAAAAUUUGCCACUGCUUGGGUCGGUUUACCAUGUACUUACGCGGCUAUUGCCGAUUCCACCAAUCACAUCUUUCUCUAUUACAAGCAGACAAAUCAAAUCGAACAAUCGAAGAGAACAGAAUCGCAAAUGUCUGCUAGUAACACGCUUAAAAAUAGAAAAACUGGUAAGACUUUUGACUUGGAUCAACCUCAUAAUAAGAUUGGUGGACAUAAAUUAGGCGUUCAGAAAUUGAUAACACUCGAGGCUUCGGGCGGUGAUCUGGGGGCUGCCAUUUUAGGAAUGGUUUGCUUGGGAAAUUUACUUGUAGUCCUCGGGAAAGAUAGGAUCUCGUGUGUGGCCAUAUAAAAUAAAUGUUACAUUUUAAAGAUUAUAUUUGAAAAAUUUAUAUAGUUGUAUUAUAAUACAUUGUUGCUCCAUUACUAUUAUCGGAUUUUAUUAUAAUGAUGCAGAUUUUUUUCUUCUAUACUAUACAUUUUAUUAUGUAUUCUUGACGUUUUUAAUAUAUAUAAUUUGUAUACCCUUGUAAAUCAUCAUUUAUUCUUCUCUAUCUAUAUGUAAUUU
This is a messenger RNA of Gordionus sp. m RMFG-2023, 2611 nucleotides long. Its product is annotated as nudC domain-containing protein 1-like. The record is from RefSeq and is a predicted model, not a curated record. The coding region runs from base 26 to 2395 and encodes 789 amino acids. NCBI's taxonomy places the organism in Eukaryota, Metazoa, Nematomorpha, Gordioida, Chordodea, Parachordodidae. The transcript is spliced from 13 exons.